AUGGCCGAAUGGUUCGAUGAUACUUCGCCGUCUUCGUCCGACAGGGUUGCGCAAGAAAUCGUCGAUGAGAUCAAUAAGCAGAAGCAAUUGAUUGCUCAAAUGAUCUCCCAACCGGAGUCGGAACGUAUUAUUCACUACCGGUCUUACGUCUACCGUGAUCGUGAGGCUGCCCAUUUACGUCUUAUGCAAGACUACUUCAACGACAAUCCGAUGUACGGACCUACAUUUUUUCGACGGCAUUUUCGAAUGCAUAAGGAGUUGUUCUUGUGCGUCGUCGAUGCUAUGCAAGGUGAAGAUGGUUACUUCCGGAUGAGCCAUGAUGCUGUGGGCCGGGACUCUCUCACGCCUUUGCAGAAAUGCAUGGUGGCUAUUCGCCAAUUAGCCACCAGCGUCAGUACGGAUACUUUCGACGAGUAUCUAAACGUCGCCGACACGACGGAGCGUCUAUGCCUAAAGAAAUUCUGCAGAGCUGUCGUCCGGGCAUACGGUGCCGAGUAUCUUCGACGUCCUUCGACGGCGGACGUCCAAUGCCUUCUUCAGAUGCACGAGGUGCGACACGGAUUUCUCGGGCUGCUCGGGAGUCUUGAUUAUAUGCAUUAG
Salvia miltiorrhiza (redroot sage) is the source of this 600-nucleotide messenger RNA. RefSeq lists its product as uncharacterized. The record is from RefSeq and is a predicted model, not a curated record. NCBI's taxonomy places the organism in Eukaryota, Viridiplantae, Streptophyta, Magnoliopsida, Lamiales, Lamiaceae. The transcript has a single exon. The coding region runs from base 1 to 600 and encodes 199 amino acids.